CAACUCGACUCACUCCACCCCGCCACUCUAGCAUGGAGGAGAAGAAGUAAACUGCGACUUGACCCCACAUAUAUUACGUCCCACCACCGAUCCCCAACUCAACCCCAGCUUUAUUUACAAUAGCAACAGAACGUAUCUUUGUCCGGAAAACCGAAUACCCAGCACAGACAGAUAGUCAAUCAUGGUGCUUGCCGAUAGCAAGAACAGAGUCGGCCUUGGCCGGGCCCUGAUGAACUCGCGAGGUGGAGGAACGAGGGUAACCCGUGGCGGUGGUGGCGGCCGCGGAGGAGGUGGUCGCGGGCGCGGCGGACACAAGGGACCUGUGGAGAUGUCGUUUGGACCGGAAAGAAAAGAGGCGGAUUGGGUCAAGAUCCGCAGUAUCACCGAGCAGAAUGACCUUGACGAGUUUCUGGCGACCGCCGAAAUGGCCGAUACCGACUUUACAGCGGAGAAGAUGAGCAACGUACAAGUAGUGCACAAAGACCAAUACAACCCGUACCUGCUCACGCCGGACCAAGAGCGCAAGACGCACCGCAAGCACGCGCAGCACUCACAGCAGCUGACGGUCCCUCGACGACCAAAAUGGAGUGCGCAGACCACACCGCAGGAGCUGGACCAGAUGGAGCGCGAGUCGUUUCUGUCGUGGCGACGCGGCCUCGCCGAGCUCCAGGAGAACUUUGAUAUGCUCAUGACCCCGUUCGAGCGGAAUCUCGAGGUGUGGCGCCAGCUGUGGCGUGUCAUCGAGCGCUCCGAUCUCGUCGUGCAGAUCGUCGAUGCCAGAAAUCCCCUGCUGUUCCGCUGUGUCGAUCUUGAGAAGUACGUGCAGGAGGUGGACCCCAAAAAGCGGAAUUUGCUGCUGGUGAAUAAGGCGGAUAUGAUGACGGUUGAGCAGAGGACGGCUUGGGCGGACUACUUUGAGAGUGAGGGUGUCAGCUUCCGGUUCUUCUCGGCUGUCCUGGCAAGAGAGAGUCUCGAGGCACAAGAGGAGGAGGAGUAUGAGAGCGAGUUUGAAGACGUGGAGGAGGAAGGUGAGGAAACGGCGGAGAAGAAGGACGGUGCCCCGGAGGAGGAGAUUGCGAAGCUGAAGCUUGGGGAAGACGGAUCGGCACAGGAAGACGAGGAGGAGGAUGAGGAGGACCCCCGGAUACGCAUCAUCAACCUCGAUGAGCUAGAGGCCAUCUUCCUUGAGAACUCGCCCGAGCCGGAACAAGACUCUGAAUCGCCCGACUCGAAGCCCCGGAAAACGACCAUCGGCCUGGUCGGCUACCCCAACGUCGGAAAAUCCUCCACGAUCAACGCCCUCAUGGGCGCCAAAAAAGUCUCCGUCUCGUCGACCCCGGGAAAGACCAAGCACUUCCAGACUCUGCACCUCUCCGAGCGAAUAAUCCUGUGCGAUUGCCCAGGACUCGUCUUCCCCAACUUCGCCUCGACCAAAGCGGAGCUAGUAUGCAACGGAAUCCUUCCGAUCGACCAGCAGCGCGAAUUCACGGGUCCGGCCUCACUCGUCGCCCAGCGGAUCCCGCAAUGGUUUCUCGAGGCCGUGUACGGAAUCAAGAUCAUCACGCGGCCGCUCGAAGAAGGCGGCACGGGCGUCCCGACGGGCACGGAGCUCCUCGUGGCGUACGCGCGCGCCCGCGGGUUCAUGAAGUCGUCCGCAGGCAACCCGGACGACUCGCGCGCGGCCCGCUACGUGCUCAAGGACUACAUCAACGGCAAGCUGCUGUUCGGGCACGCGCCGCCUGCGGACCCUCCAAUCGACUCCGCCGAAUUCAACCGCGGGCUGUACGACAUCGCGCAUCUCCCGCAGCACCGCCGCCGUGGCAUGCCCGCGUCCACGUCCACCGCCCCGAUCGUCGAAGAAUCCACCACCGAAGACGCCGACCUGCUGGACGAGGACAUGAUCCCACUCCCCUACGCGCCGCCAGAGGGCCGCAAAACCGAGUCGCUGGACAAAGCGUACUUCGGGCGCGGGAUCGGCGCGGGCGGGCACCUGACGAACCCGUUCCACCGGCAGCAGGACGGAGUGAUGCGGGCGCCGCCGGCCGCGGCCGGCGGAAAGGUGCUCAGCGGCCGCAAGGCGAAGACGAUGGUCGCGAUCGAGGAGAACCUCAAUCCCGACGAGGUCGCGCAGCUGCGCGGCAGCAAGAAACAUUUCAAGGCGGGCAAGAGGAGGGCGGCCAGGAAGGUCGACGAUGAUGAGGGCGGGGUGGUGUUGGCUUGAUUUUGGUUUCUUUCUUCUGGCUUGCUGUUGCUCGCGCUCUGGGAAUACUUGGGAAUAGGUACUUGGGAAUACUUGGGAAAAGGAUGGGAUGGAUUGGGAUGGAUUGGGGGUUUUCUUCUUCUUGCUGCUUCUGUUCUGUUCGUUG
Molecule: messenger RNA, 2366 nt
Organism: Tricharina praecox
Lineage: Eukaryota; Fungi; Ascomycota; Pezizomycetes; Pezizales; Pyronemataceae
Exons: 4
Coding region: 182-2221 (679 amino acids)
Biological process (GO): ribosomal subunit export from nucleus
Cellular component (GO): cytosol
Molecular function (GO): GTP binding; GTPase activity
Source: RefSeq, a predicted model, not a curated record